Malaclemys terrapin pileata is the source of this 1344-nucleotide messenger RNA. RefSeq names its product TATA-box binding protein like 1 (gene TBPL1). Gene Ontology annotation, biological process: DNA-templated transcription initiation. Bases 183 to 743 code for a protein of 186 amino acids. The transcript is spliced from 7 exons. Lineage: Eukaryota; Metazoa; Chordata; Testudines; Emydidae. Gene Ontology annotation, molecular function: DNA binding; general transcription initiation factor activity. The record is from RefSeq and is a predicted model, not a curated record.
CGUUUUGCGAUGUUUAUUGUCGCGGGGACAGGGCCCGGGACCCGGAACAACAAAGAGCGAGAGCGACGGGGCGCGUAGCAACCGGGCCGCGCGCGGCGGAGCCGGGGACACUCAACCGCCGGCCCACGCGAAUGUGAUCUUCAUGGUGUGCUGGUGGGGAAUUUGAGUUUUCAACCACCCCAAUGGAUGCAGACAGUGAUGUUGCAUUGGACAUUUUAAUCACAAAUGUAGUGUGUGUUUUUAGAACAAGAUGUCAUUUAAACUUGAGGAAGAUUGCAUUAGAGGGAGCAAAUGUGAUCUACAAGCGUGAUGUUGGGAAAGUAUUAAUGAAGCUUAGGAAACCUAGGAUUACGGCCACAAUUUGGUCCUCAGGAAAAGUUAUUUGCACAGGAGCCACAAGUGAAGAAGAAGCUAAAUUUGGUGCCAGACGUUUAGCUCGUACUUUGCAAAAACUAGGUUUUCAGGUAAUUUUCACAGAUUUUAAGGUUGUCAAUGUUUUAGCAGUGUGCAACAUGCCCUUUGAAAUCAGAUUGCCAGAAUUUACGAAGAAUAAUAGACCUCAUGCUAGUUAUGAACCGGAGCUUCAUCCUGCAGUGUGCUACAGAAUAAAACCUCUCAGAGCUACCUUACAGAUUUUUUCAACAGGAAGUAUCACAGUAACGGGGCCAAACGUAAAGGCUGUUGCCAGUGCUGUGGAACAGAUUUACCCAUUCGUGUUUGAAAGCAGGAAAGAAAUUUUAUAAUUCACCACUUAAUGGUUAGGUUCCCUAACCAAGCACCUUUAAAGACUGCUGCACAUUGGACUAAAAGCAAAAAAAAGGAAAACUGGACCAACAAUAGCUGAGGAAAUACAGACUCUUUUACUUGUUCAUGGCCACAGUGUAAACUCCAGUCCCUUUGGAUUUUAUUUUGAACAGUGCUGUAUUGUAAAAACAAAAGUUUACAAGAUAUGAAAUUGCUGCUUUUAAAAAGACGUUCUAUUUAUUUUUGCAGUAAUUUCUGUGUAUUCAUAAGUGAACCUGUCACGAUGUGCACUACCUUUCAAACAUUUUUUUAGUUUGAGCUUGUGUUUUAUUUGUGAAUAGUCUUUUACAUUUUUGUAUGCUGAAUAUUGGGCACCAAAGAAGCUGUAAAAGUUACCUUUUUCACUUGAUGAAUGUGCACAAAUAAAAAUUUGGAAAAUAUCUCUCUUAAUACCUGUUGUUAUAUUCCUUUCCCCUUUUUCUAUUACAAUUAAAAUUGUAUAGUUGCAAACUAAUUUGGAAACAAUGUAAGUGUAGUCUUUUGCUGAUACUUUUGUUCCUAGUUGUAGUGUGUGUGUAUAAAGUAAUAUGCAGAGGUCUA